Cryptosporidium muris RN66 is the source of this 4278-nucleotide messenger RNA. RefSeq names its product E1-E2 ATPase family protein. Bases 1 to 4278 code for a protein of 1425 amino acids. The record is from RefSeq and is a predicted model, not a curated record. Gene Ontology annotation, cellular component: membrane. Gene Ontology annotation, molecular function: P-type transmembrane transporter activity; nucleotide binding. The transcript has a single exon. NCBI's taxonomy places the organism in Eukaryota, Apicomplexa, Conoidasida, Eucoccidiorida, Cryptosporidiidae.
AUGUGGGCAUAUAAGUUCUAUGAUCCAGCUAAUCCCAUAGUUACUCAGAAUUUUGUGGGAUGUCUUUUGCUGUACUAUGGAACUAUAUUGGUUUUAAUGUAUGUUUGGGAUAUUUAUAGGAAUUAUGGAUUACCGAAGCGGAAGCAUAGAGUAUCAGGCGAUCAACAAGGAUACAAAGUAUCAAGAAUUGGUUUUCUUUUAAAAAUUAUAGUUAUUUUAUCUAGUUUACCAUCCUUUAUAUUAUUAAUUAUCCACACCUUUGAUACAGCAGGUUGUAGCCGUCAAAAUUUAACACUUUACUGGGAUAUAAGGGCUCCCAUAUUUAUUAUACUAUGGGUUCUUUCAUUUACUACAUGUAUUAUUUACCGUAUUUUAGAAUCCUUGAUUGAAUCCUUUUUCUUAAUACCCUGCGAUCUAGAAGAGGCUGAAUUUGUAAAUAUUUGGAGUUCAGCUACAUUUAACUCAGGUAUUUCAUUUAAUAAUAAGAAGAAAUCAGCUUUAUUUGAAAAAGCCAUAUCUUUAAUUUUAACUCCAUUUUCAAAACUUCGAUCUCUGCUUAAUAAUGAAUUUGACGGCUUGUAUGUAUAUACAGUUAAAGUUUAUAGGAGUAGUUCAGAUGGGAUUAAUAAUAGAAAUAUAAAGGCCCACUUUGAAUUAUUUUGUACAAGAUACUGGUACUCCAAAGAAUUGGGCAUGUAUACAAAUCUGGGAGCAAAUGAUUGUAGUGAGACAAAUGAGAAACAAUAUGAUACAAUUGGAUCUUUGGGUAAUGAGAUAUAUUCUGUGAAAAAAGUUUUGAAUCUUGACCAAUUUAAAGUGAAAGUUAGAUCUGGUGAAAUAUCUUUGAACGGGUUAUCAAGUGAGUGUGUAGAUGAAUUGAGGCAGAUUCAUGGGUUUAACAAUAUUCCUGUACAAUUACCAUCACUUCUUUAUAGUUUAGUAAAGGAAAUUACAAAUCCUCUGACUGUAUUUCAACUUUUAAUAGUUGCAUCAUUUGCUUUUCAAGGGUUUGUUUUGUAUCCAGUAAAGUGGGUACCUAUGAUGAUUUUAAGUAUAAUAGCUAGUAUCAGAACUCAUCUGAAGAGUACAAUAAAUAUUCAAAAACUUGCAGAUAUGAAUGGAUCCGAGGAGGUGACUUUAAUUAGAGAUGGACAAUUACAGAAAGUUAAUAGCGUGGAUUUGGUUCCAGGUGAUGUUGUAAAUAUAUAUGAAGGUAUGGAUAUCCCUUGUGAUAUGAUGCUGAUAUGUGGAUCGGCAGUUGUCAAUGAGUCCAUGCUAACUGGGGAAUCUGCAGAAAUUGUAAAGUUCCCUGUGACAGAAUAUGAAAACGAUGAUAUAUCUCCUGAUGAUGGAAUUUUUUCGGGAAAGAAAUUUUUCUUAUAUGCUGGAACAAAUGUUACAGGUAUAUGUAGUAAUACUGGUUUAAAUAAUACACUAUACUACUUAAAUAAAUCAACAUCCCAAACUUCUACAACAAGAUCUACAGAUUCAUCCUUAUAUUCUCAUAGUUUGGAUUUUUCGGAUGCUUUUAUUUCUAAUCCAGAACUUCCUACAGGAUCAUUGGCUAUUACAGUUAGUACAGCAGAUACCUUAAACCCUGAUCCUAUAUGCUGUGUAGCGCUAGUGGUUAGAACAGGUGUUAGUACAUUAAGAGGACGUAUUAUACGCUCUAUUCUACAUCCCAGUAAAUUUAUGUUUGCAUUUUAUGAUCAAAUUCCAAUUAUCUGGUUAGUGGCAACUACAAUAGUUACUAUAAUAAUAUUUAAUCAAGGUCAAUUAUACAACUGGCACUGGUUAACUUUCUUCUUUUCUCUAGGAUGUAUCAACGUAGUAUAUCCUUUGUAUCUAACUGUACUCUGUACUUUGAGCCAAAAUAUCUCAGCCUGGAGACUUAAGAAAAACAAUAUUAAUGUCUUAGUCCCCACAAGAUUAAUGAUAGCUGGGAAACUUCGUAUAGUAUGUUUUGAUAAAACUGGUACCUUAACGAGUGAACAUUUGGAGUUUGUUGGAAUUCAUCCUUUUGAAUUAGUAGAAAAUAGCAGAGAUAGCAAAGAGAAGUGUACAUAUUGGUGUAAUUUAGAGUCAUAUCCACUAAGAUCAAAUUGUUACAAUUUCAGCUUUAGAAUAUCUUCUAAAGUGUUGGAUAUUUCUGAAAUUAAAGAAAAUUACUUAGGCUUUUUAAUAGCAAUGAGUAGUUGUACAUCUUUAAGUCAUGGAAGAUCCAAUUUUGGAAUUGCAAAAGAUAUAGUAAAUAAUCCAGAGGAAUACUACAAACAUCUUAAUGGAAACGAUACAGACAAAGCUCUCUUCUCUGUGACUUCUAGCUACUUUGAAAGGAAUUCAGUGAGCCAACAAGUAUAUGUAAAUCUUUACCAAAGCAUGGAAAAGAUAAGUGAAAUUAUAGAUUAUAAAGAUCAAUUUAUGUUCAAUUUGAGCAGUAAUGGUGAUGAAGAUAGCAAUAAUUCGGUAAGCUUGUGUACGAUGUCAAUGUCGUUGGAGAUCCUCAGAGUAUUUCCAUUUGAUUAUAAUAGACGGCUUAUGAGUGUGAUAGUACACUGUAAAAGUACAAAUAAUUUUUACUUGUUUAGUAAGGGAGCACCAGAAGCUAUGCAAAAGCUUUACGAUUGUGAAUUUGAAGAGUCAUACAAAGAAGAUCUAGAGUCGCUAUCCUUGAAAGGUUAUUACUUAAUUUCAAUGGGAUUUAAGAAGAUUGAGUAUCAAUAUGUCUCUUCUUACUUGACAUAUCAUAGGAAUGAAGUAGAAAAUAAAUUAAUACCAAUGGGAAUAUUGUUAUUUGAUAAUAAAAUAAGACCUGAAGCUCAUCAAAUUUUAAACUCCCUAGUUAACUCUGACAUAUUACCAAUAAUGAUUACUGGAGAUUCUGCAUAUACAAGUAUAAAUGUAGCAAGAAAAUUAGAUAUAUUAAGAGCUAAGGAUACAGAAAUUGCAAUAUCUGAAUUGGAUGAAAAUAACCUUGUUUCAUGGAGAUGUAUUGGAACAGGAGAUUUAAUUCAAAAUAACUAUAUUUAUAGUGCAGAAUCUAUGGAAACUUUUAAAGACUUAGUACUAACUGGGGAAUGCUUUGAAAGGCUUCUAGAAGAACAUAAGUACAAGCAAAUACAAGAAAUUUCAACUUGCAUUAGGUUGGAUAAGUGUGAAAAUUCUGAUACAGAAUUUGAAGAAGUCCAAACAUUCUUAUACGGUAAAAAGAGCCCACUAGAAUCUAUUUUAAAUAGAGUCUCAAUUUAUGCUAGAAUGUGCCCCACUGACAAAGUUAAUAUUGUCAAUUUCUUUAUGAAUAAAGGUAUAGUAACAGGAAUGGUUGGUGAUGGUGGAAAUGACUGUGGAGCUUUAAGAAUAGCUCACAUUGGACUUUCUUUUUCUCGAGGAGAUGCUUCCCUUGUUGCACCAUUUAACUCCUCUAAUUGUGACUUAAAUUCAGUAUUAAGUAUAACUCGAGAAGGUCGUAAUAAUUUAGCAAUUGCUAUGUCUGCAUUACAAUUUCCUUUAGUUUAUGGUAUAUUAGUAUCUUUAGUGGAUGUUUUGCUUGUUCACUUUGCAUUUGCUUCUAAUUCAGAUCUUUGCAGCUCUUAUACAUCAUUUUUUAUUCAUACAUCCUUGCUAAUUGGUAUCUUAUUCUCUUCUCCUGCUGAGAAGUUGGUUGCUGCACGACCUUCAGGAAGUAUUGCAAAUAUUCGGAUUCUCUUGUCUUUCUUAUUGCCAAUGGUAUCAUACUUGCUUGGAUACUUAUUCAUGAUGUAUAGAUUGAGUAUACAACCCUGGUUUAAAUCAUCGAAAUCAUUUAAUUUAAGGCAACCUACUCAGAACUGGUUCUUUAGAGUUGAUAAUAUAGAGGCCAGCUCUUCUUGGAUAUUUAAAUCUUUUCAGAUUGCUGGUAUUGCUAUUGGUUAUACAAUUGGAGGACAGUUUAGGAAACCAUUCUAUAAGAAUAUAGUUUUUAUGAUACCCUUGAUCUUUAAUGUCAUCUUAUUUGCAAUUUUAGUACUAACUGGUCCAAAUACUUUAACAUGUUGUUUUAGAAUUAAUUGCAAUGUUGAAUAUGCUAAAAAAGCUUCUUUAGAGAUAUUUGGUUACAAGAUUAUUGGUCCCUCUUCUAUUCCAUUUACAGGACCAAAUGGAUCUAAUAUUAUGCCAUUCUCCUGGAGAAUAGAAUUACUUACUAUCUGUCUUGUAACUAUAAUCAUUACAAAUAUUACCUUCUUACUUGUAACAAGACACAAUGAAAAGUUCUCUACCUCCAAAUUAAGAAACUUUUAG